AGACGCGCCUGCAUCUCGAAUUUCUCAGGAACCACCACGAGCUUCUCCACGACCCGAAAUCCACACUACAAACACCACCCACCCACGACUUACACGCCCGACUACCACCAUGCCAGUCGUCAAAGGCGGUGUCUGGACAAACGUCGAAGACGAGAUCCUAAAGGCGUCAGUCAGUAAAUACGGACUGAACCAAUGGCAGCGCGUGUCGUCGCUGCUGGCGCGCAAAUCCGCAAAACAGUGCAAAGCCCGAUGGUCCGAAUGGCUCGACCCGAGUAUUCGGAAGGUUGAGUGGUCGCGCGACGAGGAUGAGAAGUUGCUACAUCUCGCGAAGUUGAUGCCGACGCAAUGGAGGACUAUUGCGCCGAUUGUCGGCAGGACAGCGACGCAGUGUUUGGACCGUUACAACUCCCUACUCGAUGAGGCCGAGGCGAGAGAUAGUCAGGAGUUGGGACUUGCGGGUCCUGGUGAAGAGGCCGCGGCGCCUUCGGCGGACGAUAUCAGGAAGUUCAGGCCAGGGGAGACGGAUCCAGACCCAGAGACCAAGCCUGCGAGACCUGAUGCCGUCGACAUGGACGAGGACGAGAAAGAGAUGCUUAGCGAAGCCCGAGCGCGUCUCGCCAACACACAGGGUAAAAAAGCGAAGCGCAAGGCCCGAGAACGACAGCUCGAGGACUCUCGACGUCUGGCGCUUCUCCAAAAGCGACGAGAAUUGAAACAUGCCGGAAUCAACAUCAAGUUGUCGAACCGUCGGAAAGGAGAGAUGGACUACAAUGCGGAUAUUCCCUUCGAGAAGGCGCCAGCACUCGGUUUCUACGAUACGGCUGAGGAGGCGCUCAGGAAUGAGAGGCAGCGUGAGGGGAUUGACCCGAGGAAAGCGCUUUCCCACAAAAAGCGACAGGGCGACCAGGACGACAGUGGCAACGGAAAGAGGAGGAAGGGUGAUAAGGAUAAGUCUGGCUCUGCAGCCGCGGCGGCACAGGUUGCGAAGGCGGGACAACUUCAGAAGAUCCGGGAGGCAGAGCAACUCAGCAAGCGGAGAGCGCUCAACCUCCCUGCACCGCAAGUGAGCGAGGCAGAGCUCGAGGAUAUUGUCAAGAUGGGUAUGGUCGGUGAGAAAGCCAACCAGAUGGUGGUUGCCGGAGAGAAUGAGUCCACGAAGGGCUUAAUAGGCAACUACAACAGCGUCAACACUGGCCAACCGAUCCGAACACCGCGCGCUCCGCCAACCGAGGAUCGUGUUGCCAAUGAGAUCAAGAAUAUUCGAGCUCUCACGGAAACGCAGUCAUCGCUUCUUGGAGGUGAGAACACGCCAUUGCAUGAGGGCGGAAGCACAGGGUUCAAGGGAAUCAACCCUGAGCGAUCAACCAUCUCUACACCCAAUCCCAUGGCCACACCGUUCCGGGGCGCCGGAGCUGGAGGCAUUGGUGCAACCCCACGAAUCGGCCAAACACCGCUGAGGACCCCAAGAGACACACUAGCCAUCAAUGCGAACGGAGACGUAUCAUCGCUCGUGAGCAUGACGCCAAGGGAUCAGAAGCUACAUCAGAACUCCCUCAGGCAACAGCUUCGGGCCGGUUUCUCGUCUCUGCCGAAACCCAAGGAGAUUGAGUUGGAGACACCCGAUGAGCCCGAAGAGGAAGAAGUGAUGGAGGAGCUCACAGAAGAAGACGCAGCAGAGCGGGACCGUCGGAUACGCGAGAAGCAGGAGGCUGAGGCAGCUGCUGAGCUUAAGCGACGAACCCAGGCUGUGCAGCGAGACCUUCCACGCCCUUCUGUCUUGGACGUCAAUAUGCUUCUGCAGAGGGCUUCUGCCGAGACUGGAAUACAUGGCAUGAUUGCGAAUGAGAUGGUGACGCUUAUCAGCACGGAUGCUCUUAGGUACCCCGUCAAGGGUGGCAAGCUCAUUGGAACAGUGCAGCCGUUGGAGCGGAUCGAUGAUGACUUCAUUGCGCGUGCCCGGGAUGAAAUGUUGCUUGAGCUCCCCGAGGAGGUGGCGAAGGCUGCAGGUGCCGAGUUUGAAGCAGUGUGGCUGAAGGUUCAUGGUGGCACGACCCUGCCCGGACUUGAAGACUACGUUGACGAUGAGGUUGACACGGAACAGCUUAAGAUCCAGGCCUUCGAUGCUAUCCAAGAUAAACUCACACAAGACGCCACACAAGGAAACAAACUGGAGAAGAAACUCUCGAUUCUGCUCGGUGGGUAUAUGAACCGCGAACGUACGUUGAUACAAAAAGUCCAGGAGGUAUCCGAGGCGAUCCUACAAACCAAGAUCGAUCUGGAUAGCUUCAGGACUUUGCGAAUUAGCGAGGCCGACGCUAUCCCUCGAAGACUGGAGAGUCUCAAGGAGGAAGCAGAAUUUGUCGAGAAGCGUGAGCGCGAGGCGCAGGAGGCCUAUAGGCGCAUGAAGGAGGAGUUGGAUGCAUUUGCUUGAACCGGACAUGAUAAUGGAUGGGGCUAAUUGGUUAUACUUGAUUGAUUGAUUGGUUGGGUGCUCGAUUGUAUCAUAGCUGAGUUUUUUUCUUCCUAAAUUAUUGAGAAGUGUGAUGAGAC
Messenger RNA from Tricharina praecox, 2550 nucleotides. RefSeq names its product pre-mRNA splicing factor component-domain-containing protein. The transcript has 4 exons. Gene Ontology annotation, cellular component: spliceosomal complex; Prp19 complex. Bases 110 to 2431 code for a protein of 773 amino acids. The record is from RefSeq and is a predicted model, not a curated record. Lineage: Eukaryota; Fungi; Ascomycota; Pezizomycetes; Pezizales; Pyronemataceae. Gene Ontology annotation, biological process: mRNA splicing, via spliceosome.